Molecule: messenger RNA, 300 nt
Organism: Penicillium subrubescens
Lineage: Eukaryota; Fungi; Ascomycota; Eurotiomycetes; Eurotiales; Aspergillaceae
Exons: 2
Coding region: 1-300 (99 amino acids)
Source: RefSeq, a predicted model, not a curated record
AUGUAUUUCAUCCGCCACUCUAUCACUCGAGCAGUAGCCGCAAAGCAAUCCUCCUCAACCGUCGCAAAGCUCCAGGCCUCACAUAACGCCCACAGGAGGACUUUCGCCACCUCAUCAAAUGAACCCGCAGAUGACCGGAGGACACCAUACUGGAUAUAUGGGAUGGUCGCUGCUGGAGCUGGAAGCGUUCUUUACCUGUGGCAAUUGGGAAAUCAAAGAGCAAAGGCUGCCGCUUUGGAGGAGAUUCCAGCUCAUCAUGGGGCGAGUUCGGGAUAUUUAACAAAGGCAGAGGGUAAAUAG